CUGAGAGGCUCCUGUGAUUCAUUCACGGCGAGAAAUCACUCAAAAGGCGCGGACUGUAUCGCUCUCCGCUAGACACAGCUCGUCUCAAAGACAGCCCAUGCACAGGCGGCAAGCAAUACACACAUCCAGACAUCCAGGCAGACAGACAGAUAGACAUACCUCACGCAACGUCCUAGACACAAUUAUCCGUCGUGACGAGACUCUGAGACAACGCUACCUCUCGCCCCUCCCCUCCAGUCAGUGUGUGCAUGUCAUGUGUGUAGUGGCCGGCUGGUCGGUUUGGUGUGUGUGUCUGUGGCACUUCAUUCAUUCAUUUCAUUUUGCUGGCCAUGGAGACGCCCCCCUUCUUGGUGUCGAUGGACACGUGCGACAGCACACGGCUGCAGCCCUUCUCCAGCAGCAUCGUGUGGGCCUUCUUGACGAUCUCAAGCACCUGGUCCAUGCUGCCCUCCACACAUGUCGCCAUCUGACACACACAGACACACACACACAGAGCACACAGAAAGACCACACGCGUGCACACUGUUGGGUGUGUGUGUGUCUGUGAGUGUGUGGCGUCUGGUCUCACCGGUCCGACUUCUCCCUUGACUCCGCUCAUGGACUUGAUCAUGUCGAUGACCUCGUCUAUCAUCUUGUACU
Molecule: messenger RNA, 639 nt
Organism: Vitrella brassicaformis
Lineage: Eukaryota; Vitrellaceae
Source: the annotation of a GenBank genome assembly